This is a messenger RNA of Saccostrea echinata, 4394 nucleotides long. Its product is annotated as cyclin-dependent kinase-like 2. The record is from RefSeq and is a predicted model, not a curated record. Gene Ontology annotation, biological process: protein phosphorylation. Lineage: Eukaryota; Metazoa; Mollusca; Bivalvia; Ostreida; Ostreidae. The coding region runs from base 366 to 2414 and encodes 682 amino acids. Gene Ontology annotation, cellular component: nucleus. The transcript has 15 exons. Gene Ontology annotation, molecular function: ATP binding; cyclin-dependent protein serine/threonine kinase activity.
AUGAAGACUAAUUACCAUUAAUUUUUUGCAUCCAUUUUACGAUUAUGCAUCAAUAGGCUGCUGUUUUGUGAAAUUAUCAACUCCGAUCUUUACCAGAAGUCUUCUAUCCAGUUUUUUGUUGGAUUCGUUUUUACGCUUGUCAGUUCGAGUUUGUUCAACAUCCGUUCGUACGUGUUUCUGUUCGUCGGAUUUUCAACCGAUGUGAUGACUGAUCAAAUGGUGACACCUGUGAUUUAAAUUCAGACGACCUGUUAGUGAUACGUAAAUUACAACAAAAGUUAUCUCCAGUAUGGCCUGAUAAUUGGACUACUUUAUUGCUGUAAGUGCUGUAGGAAGUCCAUGAUUGUUGAUACAUAUGAAGAAAAAUGUCCAAAACUCUUCAAGUGAGAGGAGCAUCCCUAUUACGAGCAAUGGAGAAGUAUGAGAAUCUAGGACUGGUGGGGGAGGGGAGCUAUGGGAUGGUUCUCAAAUGUCGCCACAAAGAGACAGGACAGCUGGUAGCUAUCAAGAAAUUCCUGGAGAGUGAGGAUGACAAAAUGGUCAAGAAAAUUGCUCUCAGAGAAGUCAGGAUGCUUAAGCAACUACGGCAUGACCACCUAGUGAAUUUGAUAGAAGUGUUCAGAAGAAAGAAAAGACUAUAUUUAGUGUUUGAAUUUGUGGAUCACACUGUGCUUGAUGAACUCGAAAAGUGUCCUAAUGGUUUGGAUGAAAACACAGUCAGAAGAAUCUUGUGGCAAGUUCUGAAGGGCACAGAAUUCUGCCAUUUACACAAUAUUAUUCAUAGGGAUAUAAAGCCAGAAAACAUACUUGUUAGUAAGUCAGGGAUAGUGAAGUUAUGUGAUUUUGGAUUUGCUAGGACUCUUGCACAACCAGGUGAAACCUACACAGACUAUGUAGCAACCAGGUGGUACCGUGCUCCAGAACUUCUGGUGGGGGACACCAAGUAUGGAAGGGCAGUGGAUAUCUGGGCAAUAGGAUGUUUACUGGCAGAGAUGUUGACAGGGGAACCUCUCUUUCCAGGGGAUUCUGAUAUAGAUCAGCUAUACCAUAUUGUCAAAUGUUUUGGUAACCUAACUCCUAGGCAUAAGGAGGUCUUUCUCAGGAAUCCACUUUUUGUUGGAAUGCGAUUACCAGAAGUUAGAGAGAUUUCACCUUUAGAAAAGAAAUUCAACAGGAUAUCUUCACAAUCAUUAGAAUUAAUGAAGCAAUGUUUGCGACUUGAUCCCGACGAACGACCCACAUGUACUCAGCUUAUAAAACAUGACUUCUUCUCUAAAGAUGGCUUUGUCACAAGGUUUCAAAAUGAUCUAAAACAGAGGAUUGAAAAAGAGAAUCAGGGCAACCCUCUUAAAACUGGUGAUAAAGACGAUGAUGAUAGCAAGAGUAAUAAAAAGAAAAAGAAAGGAGACAACAAUAAAGACAAGGAUUCAAAGGCUACAGAGAAGAAAAAAGUGCAAGACAAUGAUAAGACAGUGAAAAAAGCAGCAAAUCCAAACACUGUUAAUGGAACUAGUAAUGUAUCUAUAUCUACUCCAAGUAAUCAAAACAAAAACAAAUCUGACACCUCAUUAAAAGAAGUCAAGGUGGACAUUAAAGACAAAAAGUCAGAAAAAAAUGAAAGAAAAGUGGAAGAAAAGACCGAGAAAAAAUCAGGUGAUAGCAAAGGAAAAGCAGAGGAUAUAAGUGAGAAAAAAGACAGUAAAAGACAAGAAGAUAAGAAGCCUGAUGAUAAAGUAGAUAAGAUAGAGGACAAGAAAUCUGAUGUUAAACCGUCAGAAUCAAAGGAGAAUGAGAGAGAUAAGGAGAACAGUAAGGAGAGCACAGUGUCGGCUAUGUCAUCAUCCAGUAUUCCUCCCAUUAAUAAUUCAGGACCCACAGUUCAUGUUUCCACACCUCCCUCCAUGCCUUCAAUAAGCAGACAGCCUCUAGUCAUUAGAUCCCAGUACUUAAGUCUUGCCAGUCCAACCAUGGGUCUCAAUACCGCAAACAAUAUAAGUUUGUCCAAUAUAAUGAGUUCUCCAUUAUCUGGUCCACCUCCACUGAGGGUUAGCGAUAAAAUGGUUAAGAAACCUCCCCCCAACUUCACGAAAAAGAGCCAAGUCACAAGCCACCACAGCACUACACUAAGCCCUCAACCCCUGCAAUCAGAGAGAAGUUUUCUGCAUGAUAAAGUGCAAGAAAAGAUGAAAGCCAAGAGUCCUGAUAAAAGAGACAAGGAAUUUAUAACCUUGCCAGAGGUCAAAGGUGCUGAAGCUCAUCCCUCUAAACCCAAAAUGAAGCAAAGUCUGAGUAUGGCAAUGCAGAGGUCUUCUGUGGCAACAAUACCUCAUAUAACCAACAUAGAUCCAUUUUCAGGGACACUGAGUGACACCCAAAGUUCGGAUGGAAGAGAGGGCAAUCUUCCUAAUGUCUGACAUGAUGUGGGUCUCCACUUCAAACACCCUUGCCUUACCUCUGCUUAUGCAUAGUGUGAUUGUUAGAGAUUGUGAAUAAUGAAAUUGAAGGGACAGUGGGGCUCAUUUGUGUAAACUACAUGUGUUUUCAUGUGUAAACUGUUUUAUAAUGUAAAAUAUACCCUACUGUAGAAUGCCAAAUAUAGAGAGAGAGUUUAAAACCAUUUUGAAUGCAAAUUUUUCAGGAUGAUUGAAAGUUGCAGAGUUGUAGUGCUAUAAUUCCUUUUGUUCAACUCAGAAUGAUGCAUCACAUAUUGUAAUAUCGAUUUUUAAUUUUAAAAAAAAAAGGGGGAAUUUCUAGUGUUAACAACUGGGAAACAUUUUAAGAAACAUUUCUUAAUAAACAUUGUAGACGUUUUCUCUAAUGUAUAGUUACAAACAUUCAGUUGUUAAUUUGUAAAUGAAAUGGUAAAAUGUAAACUUCAGUCAGUAUUUUUUAAUUUGAAAUAGUCAUGACCUCUAUUGGUGCUGAGAUAAAAUCUAGUUGUCUUACCAAGUAACUAUAUUAGUAGAUUAAUUGCACCAAAUGCACUCUUGUCCAAUGAAUAAUACUCACAUAUUGAUACUUACUGCAUUGAUGUUUUUGAAGUAAUAUUCACUUUUUUAGUCUUAAUGAUACUAUUAAAGAAAUUUAGCUAAAUACUGUUGGAAAAAAUUAGAAUUGGGCCUUCUGGACUAAAUGAAUUUGUACAAAUAUGGUUGUAAAAUAAUUAUUGAUAGUGGAAAAUUCAUACUACGCAAUAACUAAAUGGACAUUGCACAGAUUUUUUUUUAAGUAUUAUAUAGCAGGUAGUUUAGCUACUAGUCUGAAAGCUUGUCUUCUUUAUAGGUUUAGUUCUUCAAUGAAAUCUAGUCAUGAACACAAAAUGUGUGCCAAUGAUUUCAUUAUGUAAAGAAUACAAUCACUGAAAAUUUAAUUUACUUGAUUACUGUGCUGUUGAAUGUAAAGGGUUUUACAAAGUAUGAAUAUCAAUAGAGCCAUCUGUAUAAUUUUUUUUGAGUACCAUGGCUGAUGAAAUAAGUAGUUUUUUGAGAAGUUUAUUUCUUAGCACACAUUGUAUAUUGAAACUAUUAAUUGCCAGUUUGUAUUACAAUGGUAUAUAUUAAAGGAUAGAACCUUGUUAUGUAAGUUUGAAUCUAAACACUUUUCCAAGAGUUCAUAUGCACAUGCAGAAUUCCGUAUAGUCCAUAUACUCCAGUGCUUUAGUGUGGUUGUGUGAGAGAGAGUUGAUGUUGUAUCUAUUUAUUGUGUGUAUUCCAGUAGGGCACACAGAUAGCAGAUUGUCUAUCUAUCAGAGCUUCAGAACUUGCAGUGUUCAAUGUGUUCCAAACAAAAUAUUCAUAUUAGUGAAGAAUUUUUUUGUCAUCCUUAAUUUUUCUGCAUUUUCUACUUUGUUUAAAGAAUGCAGUUACUUAGAUUUUUUUUUUCCAUGAAGAAUAAAUUGUACCAAGAAUCUUUCACCAUGAUUUUUUGCCCAUUUGAAUGGGAAAAUUAUUCAAAGCUUGUCUAUAAUUAAUUUCAAGAUACAGAAAAGAUGGCAUUUAUCAUAGUCAGUGGUUUUUUCCAAAUUUCUUUCAUUGAUGAACUGGGUAGAAGUCAGACAAGAAAUAUUCUUGGUGAUGUUAAUUUAAUGAACAAAAUUUUCUAUGCAAAUAAAAAAAAAUCAAAUGCACAAUGUGUUGCUGUGUGACAUCAUUUUCACACAAAUGCUCAAAUUUCUGUCAUGUAAUUGAGUAUCAUAUAAAACAGUAUAAGCAUUUAUAUACAUGUAUUCAGUAUUGUUUGCAUAAUGAUUCAUUAUUCAGUAUUGGAUACUUGAGUAUUUUUUUACACUUGAAACUUACAUAUUGUUAAAGAAUGUUGUUUUGUUACAUUUUGUGUAUUUUCACUCUUCGGGUGCUUGUAUCAUACUUCAAUAAGAAAUAAAGAAGGAAAACUAA